Molecule: messenger RNA, 6782 nt
Organism: Bombina bombina (fire-bellied toad)
Lineage: Eukaryota; Metazoa; Chordata; Amphibia; Anura; Bombinatoridae
Gene: SACK1G
Product: family with sequence similarity 83 member G
Exons: 5
Coding region: 403-3024 (873 amino acids)
Source: RefSeq, a predicted model, not a curated record
GGAGCUCAGUCUGGAAGAAGUCACCGGUGGAAGAGGCAAGUCAGGAGGAGAAGAGUGAGGCUGCGGAUCAGCACCAGAUCCCAAGAGAGGGAUCAGUGUGGAAACUGAUCAGAUCACUCAGGGGAACUUACCACUUAAUUGCACAACUAGUAGUCUGUGCCUAAGGAUCACUAUAGAAGAGAUCACUGCUACUUAUGGGAAAAUGCCUGCUUACUGCUGUGCUAAUGCUGCACAAAUGAAAAGAAGAGGUUCCUUUGCCUGCAAGUGGCCAGGGCUGUAACCCAUUCCUUCUUUUGUUUGUUAUAUCACUUCUAAAGCGCAGGGGGAAGGAAAUCUGAGACCUACAAAAACGUUUUCUAAUUCGUUGGGAUCUACUCUAGGCAGGAUCUAGGGAUCUUAGCUAUGGCUCUUUCUCAGAUUCAGUGUCUGGACAAUAACAAUGUGAACUGGAGAUCCAGUGAGUCCAAACCAGAAUUUUUUUAUAGUGAGGAGCAGAGGCUUGCGUUGGAAGCCCUGGUGUCCACGGGACAAGAUUCUUUCUAUGAAGUCAUUAAAAAGGAGAAUAUCAGGGACUUCCUAUCUGAGCUGGAACUCAGCAGGAUAACUGGCACUGUGGAACCUUUUGACCCAGACUCUGGUCAUCAUUCUAAGAUCUCAGUGGAAAAGAGUGAGAAGGAAGAAGACGACACCUCAGAAGAUAAUGUGGGUCAUUCUUUGGAAUACUGGCCAGAUAAGUCAGACUGUUCCAUCCCAGAUCUGGACUUGGGUUGGCCGGACACUGUGGCUUACAGAGGUGUAACUAGGGCUACAGUCUACAUGCAGCCACCUUUAGAUGGCCAGCCCCAUAUUAAGGAGGUGGUCAGGAAAAUGAUCACCCAAGCACAGAAGGUGAUAGCUAUAGUGAUGGACUUGUUUACUGAUCUGGAUAUCUUAAAGGACAUCCUUGAAGCUGGCUUUAAAAAGAAGGUCUCUGUUUACAUCAUUCUCAAUGAGCACAAUGUGAAAUACUUUCUGCAGAUGUGUGAGCGCGCUCAGAUGCACAAAGGACACCUCAAGAACCUCCGAGUUCGAACUGUUGGAGGCUCAGAAUUCUACACCCGAUAUUCAACCAAGUUCAAAGGUACUCUGGGACAGAAGUUUAUGUUUGUGGAUGGAGAUAAAGCCGUUUGUGGCUCCUACAGCUUCACAUGGUCAGCCGCAAGAAUAGAUCGUAAUCUUGUCACUGUAUUGACUGGUCAAGUUGUGGAAAGUUUUGAUCACCAAUUCCAAGAGCUUUAUCUGUUAUCCAAGGGAGUUAGUCUGAAGGAUAUCUCAAUAGACGAUGAACCAGAACCUGAACCUGUAGCACAACCAGUAGUCAUUCCUACUGGACCCUCUGAAGCAAUUGCCAGGAAACUCAUUAACCCCAAAUAUGCACUGGUAAAAGUAAAGAGUUCUAGUGACUUGGGUGCAGCCUCAGCAGGCUCAAAACCAGAAAACAAUGCUCCAAAUGGUAUGAAGAUUAAAAAAGCUAAAGUCAUUUUGGAACAGCCAUUUAACGAAUUUCAAAUUCACCCUGCGCUCCAGGGCAUGGAAAGAGCCAACAUGUUCGACUACCUACCCACUUGGGUAGAGCCAGACCCAGAACCGGGAAGUGAUAUUUUGGGAUAUAUUAAUAUAGUUGAUCCCAAGAACAGAAAUGCCCAACUAUCUCAGAUGAACCGGAUCAAGAUUUGUGAUACGUCUCAUGCUACUACCCAGUUGUUGCUACAGAACAUGGCACAAGAUGCCAAGCAGGAAAAAAAACAGAGUUCUGAGAAUGGUCAAGUGGAAAGUUCUUCCCAUGUUAAUAAAGAAGAGAAGAAUUGUGAAAACCCAACACCUGUACACAACAAAAGUAAAAUAACUACAUCAAGGCAAGCUAGCAAAGAGGAUAGAUCUUCAUCCCAAUCCUGUAAAAAGGAAUCAAGCCAUAAUGAGGACUCAAUGAAUGAACAUCACAUAGCAGAAAAAACAGAGUCUACUAAAGCACCACCAAGAUGUUCAGAGAACAUUGCAGCAUCGGCUGGUAGUCAAGACUGUGUAACAAAUAGUAAUAAACCAGUGGCAGCCAGUGGACCUCCUGUACCAAAACCCAGAACAGUGCCAGUUACAGACUUUAUUAGUAUGAAAAAUACCCUGAAUGAAAAUUGUAAUAAGGAAACUACAUCUAAAGAUGAGAAUACUGUGCCAUCUGUUAAUGGGGUAGAUGCAGAAGGGAGGGAAGUUGAAGACAUUGAUGAACUUCUUAUUAACAGUGAAACUGCUGGCAGUAACCAAGAUGAAGAGGACAUUGAUGGUUUUGAACCAGGCAGACCAGAGUAUUCUACCAGCGGCUCCAGUUCUCGGCCAGAAUCUGUAGCCUCAUCCUUGUCUGAAGAGUACUACCCAACAAAACCCUUGCAGAGGAGGGGUUCUGAUAAUAUUCCAAAUGGGGAGUAUUUUCCUGUGCAGAGAAAGAUGAGUGAUGGCCACAUUAGUAGGGGAAGCUUUGUAAGUCCUUUCAACAUCUCACACUCCAUGAUGGAAAAUGGACAAAGUAGAAACCAUACUCUGGAGGAAGAAAUCAAACGUGCAUUGAACAAGAACCACCAGAUGCAAGGAAACAACCAAAUGUAUUCAAUUGACCCUACCCAGGGGAAAAUGAAUCAUCAUUUUGGCUCUGGAGGUCCCUUGGCUGGCUAUGAGCGGUUUCAGCGUCAGGACAGGUACCCUGGGAAUGGCAGAACCAGGAACGAGGGUGCUGAUAUGCAACAAGGGAUGCACCAAGCUCACAGAAAGACUGAAGGGUCAAUGGGAAGACCCAGUUACUGGAACAUCAAAGACUUUAGUGGCUAUGCCAGUCCGCACACGCCAAGCCCUGCGCCAUCUGACAAUACAACCUCUCCUUUUGGAAUCCCAUAUUCUAAGCUAUCUCAGAGCAAACACCUAAAGACCAAGCUAGGAGCUUCUUCCAUGGACUCAAAGAGAAGAAGCCAUGGGCCCCCAGGACAUAAGGACUUGUAAAUGUAUCCCUAUGGUUCUAGCUUCAGGGUGCUAUGUCUCUAUGUACAACAGAAGUUGACCCCUUCUCUAAAGCUGAGUAACAGCACUGUGGACAACCAGGGACUGAUACACUGAUGAAUGUACACCCAAUAAUUGGGUAAUUCUUUGGUUAACUUUUCUUUCCGAUCACGGAGAGUGCCAGAAACGUGCUGCUAGGCUUUUCCACUCAAGAGGUGUCUUAUGUAUAAGCUUGGUGGGGUUUGGGUAUCUGAGUAUUAUGGCAAUGGUUGACUGACUUAUAAGGCGGAUAUCAUAUCCCUACCAAAGGGAUACAAACAGACAUUAUGCUUUGGAAGCUUUGCACCUAAUGCUGUUUACAGGUCAUUUAUUGAGGAGUUUAAGAUGCAACAAUUUGUUUACUUUGGCUUACGUUUUUGUAUAAACAUUGUACACUGUGGACACCAUUAGAGUAAAUUAAUUUAAUAUUUUAAAAAUAUGGCUCCUGCUCUAUUAAGCUAAUAUAGUGUAAUUAAUGCUAUCUUCCAAUUAAUUUGUUCCUUUUAAAAUGCCAAUUUGGACAUUCAUUGCCUUUGUUACUUUGCUAAUGGUCUCUAUGACUGUCCUGAUGCAGCACUAUUCCUUUGCUGACUCCCCCUCUACAUACAUCAACUUAUCUCACUGACACCAGUUCUGCAUUUCAGUCCUUUCAAUGUCUUCACAACCUACCUGUCCUCACCACUGUAGUCCUUCUCCAUCAUCAUUCCCUCCAGGACAGAACCUACAUCACCCCAAUUCUGUUACUUCUCUCAUUGAAUACAUUUCUCUUCCUCUGUUCACUCACUAAGAGCAUUUCUACACCACCAUGCCCUCACAGAGGGACGGUGAUCUAAAGCUCUCCACUCUGGUGAGAUGAUCGAAUACAUCUCAUCAGUAUGGUAAGGCCCCUUUAAAAAAUUUUAGAAAGGCAAAUUUUUAGCCUUUAGAGCUGUUGAUCUAACUAUGUAGGGAUCUGGAUAUGAAGGAGAGACACAUAUAUUGCAAUAUAAUGCUAAAAAAACAAAGAUGUUCUGUAAUUUCUCUACAUGCUGGAUAGUUUGUAAUCAUCUGGCACUAAAUGCUGUUCUCCCUCACUAUGUAGACUUCUGAAAACUCAAUGUGUCUUUCUCUGCUAACUUGCCUACCACUGUUUCCUCACCUGCCAAGCUCAUCUUCCACUCUUCAUUUGCCCCAUUGGUCUACUCUUUCUCCAUUCCCUCACCUGCCAGCCCUCUUCACCAUGGCUUCUUUACCCAUUGGCUUUCUCAAUUUCUGCUCCAUUAUCUACUCUGUUUUAUCACCUAUUGACCUUCAAUGUCCUGCUCCUCUCCACCCUAAUACUGUCUCUUUACCUUGCAAACAUCUCAUCUCCAUCUUUGGUCUUCUAGAGACAAUCCAUCAACAAUUUCCUUUGCACAAAAGACAUCACUACUCUCUUACAGACCUUUAGCCUUUCUGAUUAUCCAUCACUGCCUCAAUAAUCCACCUUAGCAAAAAGUAACAAGAGAAACUAUAGGCAUUUGCUAUGUGUCAUAUAUAGUGUACUUUUUUCCAUUUAAUGGCUUUCAUAGAAAUAUAUAUUUUUUACAGCAUAUAAGACAGCCUAUCAAGUUUGCCCCUAUUGUUUCUUAUAUCAAAGUUAAAAUAACUCUUAGUAUGGCCUAAUGCAUAUCCCAAGCAUUCCCUUUACACUCUUUCAUUACUACCUCUAUUAAAAGUCCAUUCCAUGAAUAAACCACCAUUAACCUUGUACUAUAUACAGACACAUUAUCUUUUCUCUAAGUGUUUGAUAUUAUAUUGUGUCUAAAUCGCCCCACUAUAAUUCUAUUUUCAUUUUUACUGGUUAAAGGGAUACUGAACCUACAUUUUUUUUAUUUCAGGAUUCAGGUGUAGAGCACCCAAUUUUAAGCAACUUUCUAAUUUAUUCCUAUUAUCAAUCUGUCUUCAUUUUCUUGGAAUCUUUAUUUGAAAAAGCAGGAAUGUACGUUUUGGAGCCGGGCUAUUUUUGUUUUGGCACACUGGGUAGCGCUUGCUGAUUUGUGGCUACAUUUUAGCCACCAAUCAUCAAGCACUACCAAGGUGCUGAACCAAAGAUGGGACGGCUCAUAAGCUUUUUCAAAUAAAGAUAUCAAGAGAACAAAGAAAAAUUGAUAAUUGGAGUAAAUUAGAAAUGUGCUUAAAAUUGCAUGCUCUAUCUGGAUCAUGAAAUAAAAAAAAUUGGGUUUAGUGUCCCUUCAAGCUAAUUUGGCACCAGAGCCAAGUAAACAACCAACAAAUGUUUCCCACUUAAAUCUGCUUCAAAACAAAAAAACGUGUUACUAUAUUUUAAAGCUGCUACACCUUUUACUAUUAAUGUGUUAUAUAUGACUUUGAAAGCCAGUUAAAUUAUGUAAGUGUAUUAAAAAAAAUAUUUUCUGGCUGACUGUAGGAACAUUUAAAACGAUAGCUCAUGAUUCCAGAUCCGCCCUGGUAAUCCUAAACUUUAUGAUCUGAGUUGCAUUCUGGGAGUUUUAAUGAACAAACAUUUGUCAGUUUAUUUACAAUCUGCUAAUUUUACCGUAACCCAGUACGCAUCACUCAGUGAUUAAUGACCUAUGUUGAUGGUGCUUAUCCUUUUAAUGCUUUUUCUGCACUUUAAAGGAUCUAUUGAGUAACUCUCGCUGCCAGAGGGCCCAUAUUAAAACGCAAGGAGUUAUUGUGUGCUGCAGGCCUCUCUGGAAGGAAAAGAAGAGGUUAAUGAUGUGCUUUCAAGCAACUGCCUUACUGUCAUGGAGCUUUAUUGGAGACACCAAAAAGUUAUUCUGGUGGGUAUCUGAGCCAGUUUACAGAAUGCCAAAGCACAUUUGUCUGUCAGACAUAUGUCCGAGAGACUAGAUUCUGAGUGGACGUACAUUUGGUGACAACCGCUUCUGAGAACCUAACCAUGGGUCCCAACCCCCAUGAUGUGCUUUAAACAGUUGGCAGACAGAAUGCGUGAGUAGAAUCAGACACAUUUGGCCGUUGCCGGACUGUUAACCGACGGACAUUUGUCUGUCGGAUUAUUAUCCGUCGCACAAAUGUCAGUCGUCAAAUGUCCGUCGGAUAAAAGUCUGGCCACAAUCUGAUCGAAUCAUACCAGUCAUUUAAUGAAAAAGAAGAAAACAAAACAAUGUAUUUAAGUUUUUGCCAAUGUUACAACCAUUUUUCUAAGCAAUUUUACCUGAUCGGUGCACCAGUACCAUGCAGCAAGAAUAGUUAGGCCGAAAGUCAUUCCAGUCCAGGGGAGAUCACCAGAGACUGGAUCCCUAAAUAAGUGCAUGGCAUCAGGGCGGGGGUAAUGGCAGGUGGUGUUGGCAACAAUUCUUGAUGGUAUAGCUUUGGCGUAAGCUGCUUCCAGAUUUUGGUAGCCCCCAAUCUCGUUAAAUGCUGAGCAGAAAAAAAUUAAAUAAACAAAACUGAAUAUUGUCAUCGACACAAUAGAAAUAUAUUUCAUGCAGCUUUUUCUAAUACAAAAAGUGACUGUCCUACUUCGAAAGCACUUAUGAUUUACCCUCUUUCUUCCCCUAUUUUAAUCUAAUGGAUGUCAUUUGUAUUUUGGCUUUAUUCUAGACAGGGUAAUAAUGCAAUUUGCACACAAAACCAACAUCAUUCCAGAUCUUCCUGUACUUAAGAAAAUGUAUUUUCUAUGUAAAUAAAACAUCUGUUUGAUGUUGUUUUCGUACCUUAACUGUGUACUGUAAAUAAAAUGUGGUAGAAUUACAGAA